UUUUGAAACUAAAGUGGAGGAGCGCUGGGCGCUGGCUUUGAUUCUUUUUUUCUUCUCUCUUCCUUCCUUCGAGGAGCUCUGGUCGAUGCUAUGGCGCGCGUCGUGGAGGCGCCGGAGGGCGGCGGCUUGUUCUAGCGGAUCGCUGACGCUGUAGCAUUUGGAAAGGAGCUAUGGCGAUCGAUCUGUGUGUGAGCUAGCGGCAUUGAUCGAGGUAAGCACGGCGUAGCGAAAUAUCGCUCCCAGCGAUGGUUAAGGCGCCGCUGGCCAUGGAUCGAUGACCCUGGAGGAGUAUCGAGAUCUCGAUGGAAAGCAGCAGGCUGUGGUGGGGAAGAAGCGCCGGAGUGCUCAUCGGCUUCUUGUUCUUGGCACAUUUGGCAAGCGGGCUGAGACCACUGCUACCCUAUGGCACCGAGUUCGUGAAGAAUCCCACCGGCUUGUUACGGAGGUCUCUCGAGGAUGGGGCGUUUUCACCAGAUUUCUCUCCAGCCUCUGGACCUUCUCCGCUGCCACAAGAAGCCUCGGCAAUUAGUCCAUCUGGGGGUACUUUGCAAGCUCCGAUCGGUGCUAGUGAUAGCGGACACAGUGAUGGUGGUGGCCAUCACAUGAGAAAGGGUGUCCUUGCCGCAAUCAUCCUCGUGCCCACGCUGGUUUGUGCCUCUAUACUUUUGUCUUCGUACAUUUCGCUGGAUUCUCUCCGACCCCGGCUAGCGAAAGUUUUUGGGAAAGAUGAAGGCUAUUCCGACCCUCCAACGCCUCUGCCCCCUUAUCAUGGCGGUGGGGGUCCAGUUCAAAUCAAAACGAAGCGUUCCGAUGAACCGGCAAAGCCAGCUCAAGUUAUGGAUUACAAAAUGCUGGAAAGUGCCACUGACAGAUUCAGCGAGGAGAAUCUCAUCGGGGAGGGUGGAUUUGCUCGAGUGUACAAGGCCCAGCUGGAUGAUGAUCAUGCCAUCGCAGUGAAGAAACUAUCCACCGAAAAUGAUCAGGCUGACGAAGAGUUCCGGGCCGAGAUUGAUCUCAUGGGGCGAAUUCAUCAUCACAACUUAAUAGCUCUUCUUGGUUUCAGCUCGCAAGGAGAAGACCGACUUCUCAUUUAUGAGUUGAUGACAAAUGGUUCACUGCAGGACCAGCUUCAAGGGCCUGCCCAAGGAGCUGCUCUCACCUGGCAUUUACGCCUCAAAAUUGCCCUUGACGCAGCCAGAGGACUUGAAUACCUUCACGAUCACUGCGAUCCACCAGUCAUCCACAGGGACUUCAAAUCUUCUAAUAUACUCCUAGACGAAGACUUCAAUGCAAAGCUAUCCGACUUUGGUCUUGCUCUGAUGGUACAAGAAGGCGCCGGCAGCCUUCAACUGCAAGGCACAUUUGGCUACGUUGCUCCAGAAUACAUCCUCACUGGAAUUCUCACGGAGAAGAGUGACGUCUAUGCAUUUGGCGUUGUGCUUCUGGAGCUCAUCACCGGGAGAAAACCCAUUGACGUCUCAAUGCCAACAGGGUGCCAGUCGCUUGUGACAUGGGCCACGCCGCAACUGACCGACCGCACCAGGCUUCCCCUCAUUGUGGAUGCUGCGAUCAAGGAUACUGUCAACUUGAAGCAACUCUUCCAAGUCGCUGCUGUUGCUGUUCUAUGCGUCCAGUCGGAGCCAAGCUACAGGCCUUUGAUUGGAGACGUGGUGAACUCUCUGAUCCCGCUGGUCCCUUGCGAGCUGGGUGGUGCUUUGAGGGCGAUUGAUCCGGCAGGAGCCACUGCGGCAAACUCCCACUCCCAACACGGCGUGUAAAACAAAGGAUGUGAGUAACCAUGCGUAGAAUGCAACAAUUUUGUAGAGAAGCAUGGCUAUAUGAAAUAUUCCACAUUUAAAUAAAAACUCUUCUUCCUCUAA
Molecule: messenger RNA, 1880 nt
Organism: Selaginella moellendorffii
Lineage: Eukaryota; Viridiplantae; Streptophyta; Lycopodiopsida; Selaginellales; Selaginellaceae
Product: probable receptor-like protein kinase At1g80640
Exons: 10
Coding region: 303-1778 (491 amino acids)
Biological process (GO): protein phosphorylation
Molecular function (GO): ATP binding; protein kinase activity
Source: RefSeq, a predicted model, not a curated record